CUGAAUCAGGAUGCUCCCUUCUUCUCCUCCUACUCUCAGAUCAUUCAUCUGAAGCGCUCACGGAGAGUGAACAGCUCACAAUAACCGGCUCUACAUCAGCCUCUAGCUUAUCUCAUCUCGGCGGAUCAUCUCCUCCCCUCCCCACCAGCACCAGUGCCGACCCGUACUGACUGCUCUCUGCUGUAUCAUCUUGAAUAUCACACAAAACCCCGACACCUGGAGGAAAAUGCCGCACUGUUUCACUUUGUUUGCUUCCAAGGAACCCUAUCUGUCACAUCUUGUCCAGCGGAUCUUUGUUUGCGGACGACAGGCUGCGGCUGCGUGAUGCUCGGCAGCAGCAGAUGUGUAGAGCUACACAGAUAAUAGCAAAAUGUUCUCAGUGACCACAGCCUGAUGCUGAAAUCCCUACAUUCAUGAGAAGGCAACAGGAAGGAGAUUACUAAGGGAUUAAAUGCACGUGCACAAACAAGGGAUACCACGGUUUCAGGAUCUGACUUCCAUCUAACUGUGGAUGUUAUUCUGAAUGAACUUGUCUGACUGACUGAGACGCACACUGUGGUAUCAUGGAGGAAGAGGAGGAGCCAACAGAGGCUCAUUGAAUUUAAACCUCAUGAUCCCGCCUACUUUUGCCUGCUUCACCAUCAAAAAGCUUUGAUUGCUCACAUCACAGACUGUAACAAACAGCAGUGUGAGCAGAAAGGGAGAGGAGGGCAGAGCUAAGCCUCUUCCUGGUGCUGUCCCAUGAUGUGCUGAGACUUUCAGAAGAAUCCUCCUCAUAGAGGGUUGUUUCUAUGGAUACCCCUGCCCUAGGUUGUAUUAAUAAGCCUCACUGAUAUUCUGGAUAUCAACAGGAAGAAUUUUAAGAAACAGAUUAAAAUUUUGCUCAUGCAGCAGACUACAGCAUAAAACAUCAUCAACUGUUAAGAAGAAGAUGUUGAAAGAGAUCUGUUAUUUUUAAAUCCAUGCAGUCUUUCCAGAACAUGUUUAAACAUAAGAAUACAAGAUCACUGAUAAAAACCAAACAUUAGAUUUCUUUCUGUUAUGAGAUUUAGUUUUAGGCUCAUGCAUUUCUUCUCUUAAGUACAUCAAAUUACAUUUUAUUAUUAUUAUUAGUUUUUUUUACAUGUAAUUUUCCUUUAUUAGGUCAAUAUAAGCAACAGCUGUUCCAUUCUAAACAUUAUUUUGGAAGAAUAUCCCCAAGUAGAGAUACAUAAAGAGGUGAUGCAUAAGGGGAGUUCCUCUUAGGCCAGAAGGAAAUUAUUUAUUUAGUGAUAAGUAAUGAAUAUAGCUAUAGAUUUUGCAAUUUUGUUGUAAUGAACCCAUUUAAAAUUUUGUAAGAACACUUUCUGUAAGACUUUUAAUAGCUUGAGCCUUAAGAAAUAUAAAAUAGACAUCUACAUGCAGCAAGUAUUCAUCAAAUCAGGUUUCUACUCGCCAGCAAGAUGUAACAUGCAAAAAUAAAAAGCAAAAAACAAAAACAACCAAACAAACAAAAGAAAAUAAAACAUGAUCAAAUAAGAGCACAUCCAUCAUCUGGUACCUGCACCUGGAAGCUAUCUUUGUAUCUGUCUUAGCCCACAAUACUUCCAGACUCAGCAGUGAUGACUAGUCAGGACACCCCUCUCCUUUUCCAUGGCUUUGAACUCAGUGGUCACUUUGUUGACCCCCAGCCUCUUGGCACAGGUGUCACCGGUCUGGUCCUGUCAGCUUUGGACCAGCGAACUGGACAGCGUGUAGCAAUUAAAAAGCUGGUGAUGCGAGACACCGUGACAGUGAAACACGCCCUACGGGAGGUAAAAAUCACCCGCCGGCUGCAACAUGAGAAUGUAGUACGGGUCCAUGAGGUGUUAGCUCCAUAUGGAAGACCACUGUCGCAAGACCCAAUCCAGCUCAGUGCUCUCUACAUUGUUCAGGAGUGCAUGGAGACUGAUCUGGCUCGGCUGCUGGAACAAGGACCGCUACCUACUGGUCAUGCCACUCUGCUGUUCUACCAGCUGCUGAGAGGACUGAAGUUCAUCCACUCAGCUAAUGUCCUGCACCGAGACCUGAAGCCUGCCAACAUUUUUAUCAACAUGGACCAACUGCUGCUCAAGAUUGGAGACUUUGGGCUGGCCAGAAUAGUUGAUGCUCAUUAUUCUCAUAAGGGCUAUCUGUCAGAGGGUUUGGUAACUAAGUGGUAUUGUUCCCCCCGUCUGCUCCUGUCCCCCAACAAUUACACCAAGGCCAUAGAUAUGUGGGCUGCUGGCUGCAUACUGGCUGAGAUGCUUACUGGAUCCACAUUAUUUGCAGGAGCUCAUGAGCUGGAGCAGAUGCAGCUGAUUCUCAACACAGUGCCCGUGCUGAGAGAUGAGGACAGGCAGGAUCUGCUACAGGUGAUGCCUUCAUACGUCAGUCAUGGAUGGAGAGUCAAGAAACCCUUCUCUGAAUUGCUUCCUGCUGUGGAUGCUCAGGCCGUAGAUUUUCUUGAGCGUAUCUUGACAUUUAACCCCAUGGAUCGCCUCACGGCUGAAGCAGCACUGUCCCACGUUUUUCUCCAGCAGUACUCUUGUCCCGAGGAUGAGCCCAUCUCAUCACAUCCCUUCCGCAUCGAGGAUGAGCUGGACAGUCUCUUCAGUCAGAGCUUCAGUGACAGCGACAGUCAGGCCUCCAGUUUCCACUGGGACAGGUAUGAAAACAGUGUAUCAACAGAUAUGUGCUGGCAACAGUCAGACGGGAGAUGUCGCUGCAUGCCCCCUGGCCAUAUUCAGUCUGACCUAGGAGACACCACAGAGGAUGAGGAGGUGCAGAAGGACCCUCGUGCCAGUUCCAGCUCACUGACAGAGGAGGUUCAGGUUGACCCCCGUAAGUAUUCCCAUAGCAGCUCAGCUGAACGCUUCCUGGAGAACUCUCACUCUUCUCUGGACAGAGUCUGUGGUUUGGGGCAUGGGGACCUUGACUGUGGGCGCUCCUGUGAUUACAAAGUGGGCUCUCCUUCGUAUCUGGAUAAAAUUGCUUGGAGGGAGGGAAAACCUCAACAUUACUCAGAGCCCAAGCUGAUUCUGGAUCUGUCUCACUGGAAACGUAACACAAGCAGCCUCCCCAUGCCAACUGACCCCAUUAGUGGACGCAUGAAAGACCUGGAGGAGAUGAAGAAGGAGGAAGAUAAAGAGGAGGAAGAGGAAACAGGUGAUUUAUUCCAGGAAAUCUCACGUUGGGUGGAGAGCACUCAGUCUCGUCUGCACUCACCAAGUCCCAGUCCUUCAUUUGAGCAGUGCUCACCUUCCUGCUACACCUCCUCUCCCCCGCUUCCUCUCUCCCCUACUGACCUCCCAACACCAGUCUUCCACUACACAGAAGUCUCGCAUCAGUCAUGUGCUGAAUAUGAUGGGGGCAGACUGAGCCCCUUUCUAUCUAUCACGUCUUCCUCCAACGCCCUUCCCUUUCUUUUUCCAUCAUCUCCCACUGCUCUUUUUCCUCCCCAGUCACCUCAAACAGUAUCACCCCCCUCUGUGCCUGUUGUGUAUCCACCAGAAUGUCAACCCCUUUCCUCUACCUCCACCGUAUCUCAGCCACUGAAUGCUGACUCCUUGGAGUCUCUGCCUAUCAAGCAAAAAGAGCGUUUGUUUGAUCUGGACGUGUUUAUUUCUCGAGCAUUGAAACUGUGCCGACAAAAUAAGGAGAAAGAAAAUGGGACGAAAGGAAAAGAUGGGGGGUGGGCGGAAGAAAGCAAGCCAAACAUUAAACGACAGAUACCUAGGCUUCCAGAACACAGGAUUCCACCAUCACAGACUCCAAAUUCUUGAGGCUGAAUUUCAUCUGCAGGUUCAGCACAGCAUAGCAAUUAUCAUGGGUAGCACUUCCAAAUGUUCAUUGUGCAGUGAGAGGUAUUUAAUAUGGCAUUUGACUGUAGCAGCUUUUGUCUUUUUGCCACUAUUGCAAAACCAUCACUUAAACAUCCACGAAGCGUUGUCGUGAGACGUUCUCAGGCAAUAAGAGGUCAUAAAGAAAUUGGGUUAAGUAUUAGAAAAUAUGUUUAAUAACAUUACAAAUAUUUUGUUUUGUGUUUAUUUUGUUCAACGUAACCAUAUUUUUAAAUAAUAACUAUUAAUUUGGGUAUUUAUCUUUAGCUACAAUUUGUCAAGUUAAAGAUUGAUCAUAACAUCCAGGCCAUUGAAAAGAGCCACUUUAUAGAGCUCACAUGUCUGUUUGGAUUUCCUUUGUUUUCUUUAUGAGAUCUUUUUUUUAAUCUUCAAAAUAUCCAACAGUCUUCCAAUGGUUAUAUUCACCAAAUAAUAAGAAAUGACACAGGAAAUGUUUUUUCCAGGCAACUCUGAAUGUAUUACCUAAAAAAAAUAAUGAGUCAAAUUGUGACAUGGUGGACCACAAGGAGUUUGUUUGCUGCUGCUGUAGCAUCCCCACAAUGACUUACUGCCUUUUCUCUUUGUGAACAUGUAAACCUUUAGUAACAUUAAUUCUCAAGCAUAUAUCACAAGAUUAUAAUGAGGUUAAAAUAUUCUUGCAUACAUUUCUAAAUACUAGGAUAUGUCAUUGUUUAUGAAUUUAGCGUGACUUGUAUUUAGUUUGAAUGUGUAAUUCUAUUAUAGUAAUUCUUGGCUUUAGUCGAAGUGGUUUGUUGUCUGUCUGACACGUCAAACAACAUCAUCAUCUGUUCUUUAUUGAAACACACUGUUGACUCUGGUCUAGGCAACCACACCUCUGUUAGCAUUUUGCUUAGCUAUCGGUAGUUAAGUGUUAGCUACAGAGCACUAAUACCAACAGCAGUAGCUUAUAUUUUGGGGAGUAUAGAUCGCUGGAAACUUAGACCCAAAACCUUUUAGUUCUGCCCUGUAACCACAUUAAUAUUAAGGGAUAUAAAUGUAUUAAAUCUCAUUUCUGAAUGCUUUUCAGUCCAGCAUGCUAGAUAAUAGAUGCGUACAGUGUGAUAUAUAAUAUUUUGCCAUCUGUUGUCUCUCAACAAAGUUUGCCAGACUGGGUAAAAUAAUUUAUACAGUGUGAGUUGCAGGAAGUUAAUAACAGAUGAAAGCUGUUGGCUUUUUCCAUGUAUCCUGUCGAACAAGAUAAUCUGACAUUCACUUUAGUUGUGGAGUGAAGAGGCUAGUGAGCAUAUUGAAAUGGCUGAAAUGGUGCCCAUAUGGGCUGUUUGCUGGACAGACACAGGAUUCCACCAACAGGGAGUGCCAGAGGCACAGUUUUGAGAUAUAUCACAACACACUGCCAGCAACACUGCAAAAUAAGAAUGCUUUACUGUCUUUCAGUUCAUCACCUUAUAUGUUUUCAUACCAGACCAACUUGUCUCGUAUGAAACCAUGCCAGACCAACAGUUUGCAAAAAGUCUCUUGUUCCUACUUUACAUGAUCCACACUUUCUGCACAGUCAUUAAAGUUCUCUUUUAAAUGUUUUGCAGCCAUUGACUGUUAAUGCACAUGUAAAGUUACUUUAAAAUGGUUGAAUUCAUCAUAGCAACCUAUUCCUACUCUGCACACUGGCCAGUGAGCACCACUUAAAGUUACUUCCAAAGGAUACUUAUGUGAGAAGCUCUAACAGUCUGAGUCAGCAAAGCCAGGUAUUUGUUUAUAAUCCUAGUAAAGCACAUGUAGUAUCACAAGCACAUUCACGAAUACAGGAUUUCCUUUUUGACACCUGGAAUAUUACAAUCCUCCACAAUAAUUUUAGUCUCCCUGACAUUAUAGGCCAACUAUACCUUUGCUGCUGAAUUAGCACUCAGUGGAAGUAAAGUGCUUUGUAUUUGAGCCAGAGCAACUGGUCUAUUAACAGAAAUAGACUAAAGGUGUAAUGCAGUCUAGCUAAUUAAAAAGAUUUUUCUUUGACACAAGCUUAAUGAUCACAUUUGCAGUACAGUUUCUUCUGCAGGUAACCUAUAGCAAUAACAACAUUACCAAGUAAUACAAACACACUGUAAUACAUGUGAUUACUGAGCCGUAGUUAAUUAUCUUCAUUCUGUGAAGCAAUGUUGAAAAUGUGCCUCAGUACACCUCAAUGCUUCCAGCUUGCCCUCUUUUCGCAUUGCCCUCUUUUUGCAUGACUUUCCAGAUAUCACUUUUUUUCUGUGGCUUCUUGUUUCAUUUGUAAUCUACAUGUGCUUCAAGAGGAGUUGGUCAACUUUUUAAUUUUAAAAACUUUUGUGAUGUUUUAAUGCUGACUUGAUAAGUCAUAAUAUCUCCUUUUGGAAAUGUCUGCUUUUGUUGGAAAAAAAACAAAACAAAAAAACACCGAUAAUAAAAACUUAACCUGUUUAAGUGUAAUCUGA
Melanotaenia boesemani (Boeseman's rainbowfish) is the source of this 6268-nucleotide messenger RNA. It is a transcript of the gene mapk4, whose product is annotated as mitogen-activated protein kinase 4. Lineage: Eukaryota; Metazoa; Chordata; Actinopteri; Atheriniformes; Melanotaeniidae. Gene Ontology annotation, biological process: cell surface receptor signaling pathway; intracellular signal transduction; protein phosphorylation. The coding region runs from base 1602 to 3782 and encodes 726 amino acids. Gene Ontology annotation, molecular function: MAP kinase activity; ATP binding. The record is from RefSeq and is a predicted model, not a curated record. Gene Ontology annotation, cellular component: nucleus; cytoplasm. The transcript has 9 exons.